AAAUCAUCGUGAACAUAGUAGACUUUUGAAUAUUUUGGAGGGAUAUGACGGUAACAGUACAACAAGACCAAUCAUUGAUCUUCGCAAACCUCAUUAAAAUAGUGUGUUCACCCUUCACUUGGUCGCUGUUGUAAGAAUAGAUGCACAAAUGAUUUGACCUCAACUCUCUCUACAGUUGUGUUCCAUUGACAAAAACAAAAAACCAAAAAUGGCGACAUACAUCAAGAACAGUACUUGGGCGGAUACAAUCCCAUCAAGAUCCGAUACUCUGUUUUCUUCUCUCUCUUCCUCAGAAGGGUUUGGUCGACGCUCGGCAGUCAUGGCGUCCUGCGUUGAACGCGAGAUCAACGCCUUUUUGUGGCUCGCUCUCAUAGGCGUCACCGCCUAUUUGCUCAGGAAACUGUUUAAGGUGUUCGAGGUAUGGGCCAAGGCCGGGCCUUUACCGGGCCCCGCGUGUGGUUUCUAUGGCCACUGCCACCUCAUCGCCGGCUCCAAUCUCACCGAUGUUCUCCAUAUGUGUCACGAGAAAUAUGGAGGUGUUGUAAGACUCUGGCUUGGGCCUACUCAACUGUUGGUCUCAAUAGAGGAUAAAGAACUUAUCAAAGAUGUCCUUUUGAAGGCUGAAGAUAAAUUGCCUUUAACGGGGAGGGCAUUUCGUUUGGCUUUUGGGAGAUCGAGCCUUUUUGUCUCGUCUUUCGACAAGGUAGAACAUAAACGUAAGUCAGUGGAAAGGAAACUUGGAGGUACGUUGCUCAAGAGAAUCAGUUUGAUCCCUGAAAAAAUACUGGAUAGCAUCAUAGAAAGAGCUCAAUGUGCAAUAGCUAAAGGAGUUGUGGAUUGUGAAACUAUUUCUCUGCAUCUAGCUUUUACCAUUCUAGGAGCUACAAUAUUUGGUGAUGCAUUGUUAACAUGGCCUAAGGCAGCUGAAUACGAGGCGCUAUUAAUGGAGAUUGCUAGGGAGGCAUGCUUUUGGGCAUCUUAUGGUGUUACUCCAUUCUGGAAAAAGGAAUUUUGGAAGUUUAAGGACUCUUGUACUGAGUUGAAGUGCUUAACUGAGGAGCUCAUACACGAAAGCAAACAGAACUGCAAGUCAGACUUCUUACAGGAUUUUGGUGGCCAUGAUGACAUGGAAUGUGAAUUAUGUGGGGAAGUAGUUAGUCUGAUCUUUCACGGAUCUCUGACCAUGGGUGCACUUAUUGCUAAUGUCUUGACGAGGCUUGUGACACAUACAGACAUACAGGAUAAGUUUAUUGUGGCAAGCAUGAUUUUUAAUCGAUUUCUCUGGUGUGUUAACUCUGAUGCACUCAUGCUUUAUGCUUCUAUUUUCAAUGUCAUUAAUGAUUACAUUGCUUAUUGCAAAGGUGAAAGUUGUAAUAGAGUUGUUGCGGUUCAGAAAAAUGUCGGGCCGAACAACGUUAAGUUAGAAGAAUUGAUUCACUCGGAAGUGAUAAUGGCACCAAAAGUUAGGACGAUUGCAGAUCAACAGGCUGUGGAUGUGAAUUGGCCCAUUCUCCUGGCAACUGUAUAUGAAUCAGCCCGUCUUCUUCCAGCUGGACCUCUACUCCAAAGAUGCUCUCUCAAGCAUGAUUUGACUCUUAAAAAUGGUAUGGUGAUACCCGCUACUUCCAUGAUUGUUGUGCCGGUUCAGUUGGUUCAAAUGGACACUUCGAAUUGGGGAAUUGAUGCUGGCAAGUUCAACCCACACAGAUUUCUUUCGAGCACUGGUGCCAAAUGUGUUUCCACACAUGUGACUCGUGAUGAACACAAUUCAUGCACUUUGAGAGAUCCAAGCGAAUUCGAAGCAUUUCUUCCUUUCGGAUUUGGUGCACGUGCUUGCAUUGGACAGAAGUUGGCGAUUCUUGGAAUUUCAUCAUUGUUUGCUGCCCUCAUUGGUCAAUACGAGGUAACCCUGCGAAUAGGAUCCGAAUGCAACAUGAAACCCGCAAUAAACAACUACAUGCUCCAGCUUCGUCCGAGUCCAAAGAUAGUUUUUGUGAAGAGGAGCACAAUUGUAAGGAAAGAAUAGAGCUAAUAUUUGUCAUGAGUUUGAAGAAGGUGGUAUAUGAAAGAUUGUGUUGGCACUCAAAGUUGGAGGAUAUUUUUUCGACUCGGGUGUUUUUUCCUCCAAUAUAUUUAUGUGUGUUUCUUUAAUCUUUUCGUUUUGGUUUUUCGUGUGGCACUUACUAGCGCCUGUCUUUUUGUUUAAGCCAAAGUGUUGUAAUUAGUGUUUGAAGCGCUAGGCCACUGUUAUCAGGCAGACAUUGAUGGUUCUGAACAUUUUUUCGACGAAUUUGUAAAGACUUGGACCUUUUUUUUCCUCUCUUUCUGGUGAGAGUUGUGUUUGUAAUAAAAAUGGUGAGGUGUUUGUUAUUAUGAGAAUCAUUUACAACAACAGUACAUAGCUCUUUAGCUGUAAUGUAAUGGGAGGUAGGCCAAGUCGGCCUAUGUGAUUUGAGUUCGCCAACGAUUAUUUGGACGGCAAAUUAUAUCUCAGCUUGUUUGUUUAAUUUGUUGCAAGAAUGGGAGCAUUUGGAUAUUCAAUUAUUCAAGUUUUUGUUUGGU
Molecule: messenger RNA, 2562 nt
Organism: Striga asiatica
Lineage: Eukaryota; Viridiplantae; Streptophyta; Magnoliopsida; Lamiales; Orobanchaceae
Source: the annotation of a GenBank genome assembly